GCUGUGCUGUACCAUUAGCAUUGGGGUGUUGAGCAGUAGUUUAAAAGGCUUGCCUAGGGGUCGACAGCCGAAGGCACACGUGCCAACUUUGCCUUGCAGAGGGGUUGACACGCAGGCAAUAGCAAAAUUGUGGACAGACCAUUCGCGCACCGCGACCCACUAAGCUCCAACUUGCCACUAAGCACUUCUCUACACUUUCAGUAGGUCACGUAAACGAAGGGUUCGGCUUUGCGUUGUUCGCUCCACGCAGUGGAUGAUAGGGAUUUGAUCUCUUGCUGGCUGGCAGAAGCUGAUAAGUGCAUGGAUGAUUGUUGGUGCCAAACGGGCUGGUUUGAGUAUUUUUGUAACUGCUGAUCUCCUAGGAUUUUCACGCACAACUAGACGCAGUCUCUAGAAUUUACUCCCGAAUGGUGCCAAAAACAAAAAACAUCCAGUGAGCGGCAGUUCUGUGGAUGGAAAUGCCUUGUUGAUGAGAGAGGUCAACAGACCAUGGCCAGACUGUUUCAAACUGACAAAGUCUAUGGUAACUUAGUGUGGUGAGCAGGGCGGCGUCUGGGCAGAACGAGGCCGGGAAGAUAAGUGCCGAAUGACUUCCACCUGCCUCGCAUUCCAGCGAGAGGAGGCAGGAGUAUUUAAGGAGAAGAGACCGUGGCAGACAGGAGAGAGAUGUAUGAAGCUUGUCUGUGUGUUUGACUGUCUUUAUGAUUUGAUGCAGCUGGCUGAAAAGCAGUGCUUGUUUUUGUUUCUUUAAAUGCUGAAAAGUAUUAUUAAAUGUCUAUGUGUUUGUAAAGCUUCCAACUUCCUCCUUUCCCAUCUUUAAGUGUUACAUUCAGAUAGCCGCUCUGCACAAUUGUGGUGAGAAGAGUAGCAUCUCAGAAUCAGGGGUGGAUCUAGACAUUUUGUUAUGGGGUGGCAUGCAGACUAUGAGGGUUCAUAAGGAUGAAGGUACCAAGCUUCAUUGCAGCAAGUACUAGUUUAUUAAUUGGAGUCACUAUCUAUUUGUGAUACAACUGCAUUUCCACAUGAACCGCAUAGUAUCCAUUUUGCUCCUGAUUUACCAACAAAUAAAAACAUUUGUAUAAUUUAAAAAAAAUAAGUAUUAAACUGUAUAUCUCCAUAACAUUGUGUAACGUUAGCAGGAGGAGGCAGACGAGGGGUGAGGAUCUAAAUGCGGGUUUUUAUUGAACAAAGAGAAAACAAACCAGACUGGAACAAAGGAAAUAUCCACGAUGGGAAAAUGAAACCAAAACAUGAAAACAUCAAGGGUACAAGAACUGGGUGAACAAGGCAAGACAUCUACUUCCAGACAUCCACAAACAACGAUCGACAGAGACUGAACACACAACCGGGCUUAAGUACAGAGGGAUAGUGAAGAUCAAACGACAAACAGGUGAGAACAAUGAUCGAAUGCUGGCAGUGAUGAGGGCCGGGAAUUGUGGGAAUUGUAGUUCAUGACAACUGACUAGAGAAACAUGGGGCAGACAACAAGGGAUCCUGACAUAACCCCCCCUCUAAGGAGCGGAUUCCAGACGCUCCUAAAAAAGAAAGAAAAAAAAAUACCCAAAAAAACAAAAACAGUCCAAGGAGGCACAGAGGGCAAGCAGGCAGGCAGUCCAAGGAGGCCACAAGACGGGAACUGGGUCAGGUGGCCUGGGAGGCGGCCACAGGACAGGGACAUGUUCGGGAGGCCUGGGAGCUGGCCACAGGGCAAGGACAGGUUCAGGAGGCCUGGGAGCCGGCCGCAGGGUAGUGUCUGGGUCUGGAGGCCUGGGAGUCGGCCGCAGGACAGGUUCGGGAGGUCUGGGAGUUGGCCUCAGGGCCACAGCCAUGGGGAACUCCGAGGGCGGAGCCGUGGUAGGCGGAGCCAUGGAGGUUUCUGGUGGUGGAGCCAUGGAGGACAGAGCCGUGGAAGACUCAGGUGGCAGAGCCAUGGGUGGCUCAGGAGGCGGAACCGUAGAAGGCUCAGUAGAAGGAGCUGUGGUUGGCGGAGCCGUGGAAGGCUCAGGUGGCGGAGCCGUGGAAGGCGGAGCCAUGGAAGGCUCGAGGGGCGGAGCCCUGGGAGGCUCAAGGGGCAGAGCCCUGGGAUGGUCGCGGCUGCAGGCGCUGGCUCUGGGACGGUCCAGGCGGGAGCCGGGAACGAGAGAGGUGGUUCCCCGGCAGCGAGUUCCUUCACGACGAUACUCACAUACUCCUGCCAGGUGUAGUCUCCGGUCUCUGGCAAAUCCCACCAUCGGUCUUUGGGUACACCGAACCAGUACGCUUCCUUCAGGGUCUUGUCAUCCCAGCCGGUGUAACUGGCCAUGCUGGCGAAGAUGUGGGUGAACUCCCGAACUGAUAAGUCCGCCUGUAUUAGCUCCUUGAGGAACACCGCUAGAUCCAUUUUUGGUUCGAUCGCUCUGUAACGUUAGCAGGAGGAGGCAGACGAGGUGUGAGGAUCUAAAUGCAGGUUUUUAUUGAACAAAGAGAAAACAAACCAGACUGGAACAAAGGAAACGUCCACGAUGGGAAAAUGAAACCAAAACAUCAAAGGUACACUAACUGGGUGAACAAGGCAAGACAUCUACUUCCAGACAUCCACAAACAACGAUCGACAGAGACUGAACAAACAACCGGGCUUAAGUACAGAGGGAUAGUGAAGAUCAAACGACAAACAGGUGCAUACAGUGUAAGUCAGGGCAUUGAAAUUAUUCGUCAUGACGUUGCCUGCUACAUUGAACAACGAGAUGGAGGCAUAUCAUGUGACCCCGACAACAUUUACCUCUCUUCAGGAGCCAGUGAUGCAAUCGUGAUGAUGCUUAAGUUACUGGUGUCGGGUGAAGGAGCAAGUCGUACGGGAGUGAUGAUUCCGAUACCUCAGUACCCACUGUACUCGGCUGCUCUUGCUGAGCUCGGCGCCGUUCAGAUCAGUUAUUAUCUGGAUGAAGAGAACUGCUGGAGUCUGAAUAUCAAUGAGUUAAAACGCGCACUACAGGAAGCAAAGCAGCACUGCAGCCCACGAGCACUGUGCAUCAUCAAUCCUGGCAAUCCCACAGGUCAGGUUCAAAGCCGGCAGUGUAUUGAGGAUGUGAUUCAGUUUGCUGCUGCAGAAAACCUUUUCCUCAUGGCUGAUGAGGUGUAUCAGGACAACAUUUACGCAGAUGGAUGUAAGUUUCACGCCUUCAAGAAGGUGUUGUUUGAAAUGGGACCAGAAUACUCUAAAAAAGUGGAGCUGGCAUCAUUUCAUUCAACGUCAAAGUGCUACAUGGGAGAGUGUGGUUUUCGUGGUGGUUAUAUGGAGGUGGUAAAUCUAGACCCGGAGGUGAAAGUUCAGCUCACUAAGUUGGUAUCAGUGCGUCUUUGUCCUCCUGUGCCUGGACAAGCUCUUCUAGACGUGGUGGUCAAUCCACCUCGACCAGAUGAGCCCUCCUACACCACAUUCAUUAAGGAACGCUCUGAAACAUUAGCCACACUAGCAUAUAAAGCCAACAUCACGCAAGAGAUGCUGAAUCAGGUUCCAGGUAUAAAGUGUAACCCAGUGCAGGGUGCCAUGUACACUUUCCCCCAAAUCCAAAUCCCGCCUAAAGCCAUACUGGAGGCAAAGGAGAAAGGACAGUUUCCAGACAUGUUUUACUGUAUGAAGCUGCUGGAAGAAACGGGCAUCUGUUUGGUUCCUGGCAGUGGCUUUGGUCAGCGAGAUGGCACCUACCAUUUCAGAAUGACCAUCCUUCCUCCAGAAGACAAACUGAAGAUCGUAUUGGCCAAGAUUAAAGAGUUUCACCAGCAUUUUAUCGAGCAAUACUCUUAACCAUUGUCUUACUGACCAACCAAUCAAAUCCUUAGUUUCACAUGUCAAGCUUUUCAAGGUUGUGUCUGCUCAAUGUCUUGACUGUACUGUCUCACAUAAAUAACAUCAGAGCCUUUUGGAAAAUAAAUUAUUUUCUUGGGGAAGAAUUAAAAUAUGUUAAUAUUAAUAUUUGUUAAUAAUUGUAGUAAUUAUUUUUGAUUGUUUUUUUUUUUGUUUGUUCACUGCAUGGUCGUCCCGCUAUUACAUUUUCUAUAUUGAAAGUUAUUUUUUACAUUGCAAACUGGAAAAAGACAAAGUUUCCAAAAUAAGAUUGGGCAAUCAGUUGAUAGAUCAUUUAAAAAUGUUAUUAAAUACAACUUUACCAAUAAUAAUUUUGAGCUUCAAAGGAAAAUGUUUCCAUUAUUAAAAUGGCAAAUAUCCUGCCAUAUACACGGAUGUAAUGUUCGGGAGUAUAAACGGUGCAUUAAAGAUGCUCAGAACUCAAUGCCAAUGCAGUCUUAAACUAUUUUAUUAGAAAAUAGGCGAUCCCUCUUGUAUUUGUGCAGCAACAGGCAUUAAUUGAACACAAUCAGUACCAAUCACAACUUCACAUACACAUUGACAGAUGUGAGUUUAAAUUCCCAUUUGCUUGAAAAACACAAACACUAAAUAAUUCACAUUAUAAAUAUCAAAGUUAACUCAAUAAAAAUACAAUUAUAUGGGUUAGUAUUUAGAGACUCAGGCAUACUUCCUGGCAAUCUGCUAAACUACAUUAAAAAUGCAUGGUUCCACUUUAUAUUAGGUGUCUUUAACUACUAUGUACUUAAACAUUUGAUACAAUGUACUUAUGUACAUUCUUGUUUUUGAAAUGUACUUGCAUUUAAAGAACCUGCAUUUAAUUAAAUUUGUAGUUAUACUGUUAGCCUUAUCUCUAGCCCUAACCCAACUCUUACCCUAAAACCUAACUCUAACCCUUAACCCAACCCUACUCCUAAACCUACAGUAUCCUAAACCUCAGUAGAAGCAAAUGUGAAUCUUUUGAGAAUUUUGCAGAACAACAUUUAGUUACACAGUAAUUGCACUGUAUUGAAUGUAUUUUAAUGUUAGAACAUAGUAGUUACAGACACCUAAUAUAAAGUGUGACCAAAUGCAUUAUAAUUUUUGUUAAAAUAUAAAAGUAUCCUGAUAUUAAAGUCAUAUUGUAUACUACAUAAAGUGUAAGCACUGCAACAUUAACUGCAUUUCGUUAUUUGUAUUUUUUUUUUUUUUAUAAUUAUUUAUUUUUUUACAAAUGGUUACGUUGUAACGUUUACCACCAUUUCCUUUUUAGAGUUGAGGUGCCAGACAGGGACCACCAGUCGAAUGUUUGAGUUUUGGUUUGGGAAGGUCAAGUCAGUGGUUAAUCCAUAAAGAAACGGUAAAACCUACAAGUGAUAAAUGUAGAAAACCUCAAUAAGAUAUUUUCACACAAACCCCUAAACUGGGAAGAGAUUGUCACAUUUCACAAUAAACACAAAAUAUUACUUCCAAACACUAAAUAUUUGCAUUUCAUUAAGCAUCAUAGAAGUCCAAAAUAUUCAAUAAUCAGCACGCAAAGCCAUCAAUAAGCAUCAAACAAGUCCAAAAUAGUCAAUAACCACAACAUAAGUCCAAAGAAGGUCAAUUCAUGAUUAAAAAAAAUUGUAGAGGCACUGUUCAAUAAGUUCUUUAAAGUACCAAAGAAAAUCAAAGCAGUUAAUCAACGUUAGUUAGUGAGCUGUGUUUUUACUCACUAUACAGGCUGUUUUCUUCAAGACAGGACUCCUUUAAAAAGUUGUGCUGGGCAACAAAUGCGUUAGCAGCUUGAUAUUCGUGCUGGUCCAUAAAACUCUCCAAAAUCCAACUUAAUGCACGGUGAGCAUUUCCAUUACAGUGGCAUCAGUGCAGACACAGGAUAGUGUUAAACUUCUGGAUUAAUUUGGCAAAGGUGUACUUUUUUCCAUGAAAAAAAAAAAAAAAACUGCUUUUAGAGCCAAUGAGAGCUAGCAGGAAGAGCUAACAUGUGCUACCUCUCUCUUCAACUCUCACUGCCACAAACUUGAAUUUUGUUGUUCUUAUUUAUUACGUUUUAUGGCAGGUGGCACCAGCGUUAAGGUGCAUUACUGCCACUUACUAUGUUGGAAUGUGGACCAGAGUUAUCUAUUAUUUAUUUAACAUAAAUAAAUAUAACUAUAUUUCCCUUAACACUAAAUUCUUUUGAUCAGCCCAGUUUCUUUCAAAUAAUGGAAUAGAAUCCCUAACCAGAUGGUAAAUAUUUUUUUUCCACUCCAAGCUUCCUGAUUUCCCCCUUUAAUGUUUCUCGUUCUCAAGAGUACUUUUGGCCGUGACAGAUGACAUGCUCCACUGAUUCCUCUAUUUGACAGUGCUCACAUAGUCCUGAGGGAUGUUUAUUUAUUAAGUGCAGUGUUUUAUUAAGCCUGGUAUGUCCUACCCUCAGCCUUUUUAAGAUGUUCUCCUCUUUAGUGCUCCUUUUAGUUGUCCUCACUGCCCACCUCUCGGUGUACUGCAUAAAGGUUUCAUCCUGUGCUGCCACUCUUUAUUGAUGUUUGAUUAUUCCUUUUGCUUCAUAUUUACUGAGUGAAAUGUCCAUGAUCUCCUCAUGUUUAACAUUGCAAAAAAAUAUUUUCAUGGCAAAUUUUUUUUGUCUUGUUUUCCAGUAAAAAUAUCUAAACAUGCUUAAAAUGUGAUUUAUUUUCUUGACAAGCAAACUUCCUUAGGAUUUUAAGUCUUGUUUUGAGAGAAAAUUAACCGACUCUAUUAAGAUAAAUGCUUAUAACAAGAAAAAACUGUUUGCCAAUGGGGUAAGAAAAAUAAUCUUAAUUCAAGGGGAAAACAAGUUUAUUUUAAUACCCUAUUGGCAGCAUUUUCUUCUAAAGUUCACUAAAUUUUGUCAGAUUUCUCUUAAAACAAGACAUAUCUUAUGCCAUUUUGCUUGACAAGAAAUUACAUUUUAUGAAUGUUUAGCUCAUUUUACAUGAAAACAGGACAAAAAUAUAUUUUUGCAUUGCAGAGACUGUUUUGCUAAUACAUACACAAUUUCAUUGCCCUUUAUCCUUCUGUGAUCUGGUAUUCACAUACAUGUUGUGACGAUAUGAGACAUAAUAGAUUUUGAUUGGUUAUUGUCCACGGUUGCUAGGUUACAGUGUUUUUUGUUCUUGCUGUGAGUGGAGUGAGCUGUAUCACCCAUGUGAGCCCGACACUAAAAGUUAAG
Messenger RNA from Xyrauchen texanus (razorback sucker), 7013 nucleotides. RefSeq names its product alanine aminotransferase 2-like. Bases 2441 to 3784 code for a protein of 447 amino acids. The transcript has 9 exons. Gene Ontology annotation, biological process: biosynthetic process. NCBI's taxonomy places the organism in Eukaryota, Metazoa, Chordata, Actinopteri, Cypriniformes, Catostomidae. Gene Ontology annotation, molecular function: L-alanine:2-oxoglutarate transaminase activity; pyridoxal phosphate binding. The record is from RefSeq and is a predicted model, not a curated record.